Messenger RNA from Gamsiella multidivaricata, 6672 nucleotides. RefSeq lists its product as uncharacterized. Lineage: Eukaryota; Fungi; Mortierellomycota; Mortierellomycetes; Mortierellales; Mortierellaceae. The record is from RefSeq and is a predicted model, not a curated record. The transcript is spliced from 6 exons. The coding region runs from base 137 to 6490 and encodes 2117 amino acids.
AGCAACAACAACGCGUCGCGAUAACAACACAUUCAGCCCCUCUUGAGAUCAAAAGAACAGUAAAAAAAAAAAUUAAAAAAUAAAAAAAAGGAAAAGGAAAAGGAAAAGGAAAGGAAGAAGAAACCAGCCAUCAAGCAUGAGCAACUACAACAAGAAUAAGGACGGCGGCAUCGGCCAAGAUGCAGCAAAGUACGACCCCGGCCUCCAGCGCGCCUACAACUCACGCGAGGACUCCAGCAUGCGUUCGGACCUGCCAGAAUUCAUCGACCGUCGUUCAUCCCCCAUGCGUGUCUCUGCACUCCGCCCAGAGAACCAGGAAUUCAAGGUCGCGGGUGAGGACUAUGGUGGGGCCAUGCGUCAAAAAGCCCAACCUUCAUUGCCCCAGGACAGGUUCGCAGACAAGGCUGAUGAGCCCGUUAAUCAUUUGAGCAAGGGUCUCGAGCACAACGUCAAAGUCGGGCUCGACCGACCCUCGCAGACUGUCUUUAACUCCAUCGGCGAUGAUCGCAACCUCUCCUCCACCGAGAUCGAUUUCGAUCGCGCCGGCGCAAAGGAGUCCACGGACAGGCAGCAGCCCAGGGAGUUUGAGCACCGCGAGGAGGAUUUCCAGCCGCUGAAUGCUCAAAGCAACACCGGGCAAAGACGGACUUUCCCACCCACUGCCUCUGAUGAUGAUGCUGGUUUGGCCGCGAUCGACAGCGGAGACAGGAAAGACCUCCCAUCCCGCGCCAAGCAGAGCCAGGCCUACACAGACGACUACGCUGAUGCCCCCACCGAGAGAUCUGGGAGUGUCUCGCCCGAUCCAGCCUCUACCUUCUACGGACUGGCGCCAUCACUCUUCAGGCCGCAGAAUCACCAUUAUUCCUGGUCCUCAGCGCCUCAUCAUAGGGAAAGACCCGUGGACUCGAGCCAGAAGCGCGAGCGGAGCGCCAGUGCGGAGAUGAAUCUCGGCUCCCAGCUCCCAGGCACCGAGGAAACCGGCCCCAGACCGUCUGCAGGAUCGGCUCCAGCCAGUGCUUCUGCGCCCACCAGACACCAUGCGCCAUCUCAGAACCCAGCGAUGAACCCGAGCAUUCUAUCCCGGGAAGAUGAUGUCGCCUCGAGCAGUCGUGCUUCCCAACAGCACCAGUACCAGCCCACGAAGGACAGCUCCUACAGCAUGACUUCCCCUACAAAGCACUACCGCUAUGCAGACGAGACUCUUGCGGAACCGGGAAGCGCUGCAGCUACGGACGCAACCACCGCUGGCUCCACUAAACACUCGCUCGUCCCUAUCGAGGAGCUCGUUCCUGAGAAGAGGUCGUCCGGUUGGAAGCGAGACCAAGAGCCAUCAACGAGCGAUUACGAGACCCCCUCCCGCUCCUCCUUCGUUGCAAGGGAAGCGCACCAGGAAGAGUCUACGCCGGCUGCCCAUCGUCCAGUUGUCACGCACCCGUCGGCCAUGCCGCCAGCGAGCUCCACCGCGCCAGCUCAUCACCCGGCUCCGGAGUUCAAAUCCCUCCGUACGAAUCGCAUUGGUACCCCUCCGCAACAGGACUCGUCUGCCACCCGUCCAGAGUCUCUUUACAAGGCUCAUAACGCGCCCGUCUACCUCGUUCCGGCUUCGCCUUCCAGCAACGAGGGUAACCAGCAUACCGUCGAGAGUCGCCAGCGCGGCGAUACCGUCGAGUCCGAUUCUGGUCUAGCGUCAACUCACAAGACUCCUGAAUCGACGCACACGCACAGAGGCUUGGGCAGGAGCUACGACGAGCCCAUUCGCAAGCUACCUGUCCACCCUGAGCUUUCACACUCGCAGACAGGCGAUGACGGGCCAAGUGCAGCCUCGUUCCCGUCCUCUGUGCACUAUACUCCAGAGCCCUCCGAGACCCUCCCCCGCAUGCCUGGCCAGUUUCAUGAUUAUGCUCAGCCUCAGUCCGGGCCUGAAGGAUCCUCGGCCACCUCAUAUAUCCCUGCGCUCUCUUCUAAUGCGCCCACGAAGCGUGGUGGAUCUCCAAAGCGUAGUGGUCCCUCAUGGCGCUACUUGACUGGUCCCGGGCGCCAGGGGAAGCCGAGCAAGAGACAGCGCAAGGCAACCAAGAAGCAUGAUGCAGACAGUCGCCAGAGUGUUUUCGACAGCAUCAGCAGUGCUUUGGUCGGUCGCAAGAAGAACAGCGUCUCUACUCCAGAGAUGCAUCUGGACGAGGUCUUUAGUGAUCAGUCCGGUCUCUCUCGCCCCGAGGAUGAGGAUGAGGAAGACAGCCAUGGCGCCUCUACGGUGGUCCCAGCCGCCGCUGUAGCGGUUGCUACAGGACUUGGAGAAGGAAUCCGCUCGAUCUGGGAAUCCAUCCAUAUGCCGGUGAUCAAGACUCGACGCGCCUCGGAACCGUCCACCAUCAAAGACGACUCUGGCAAGUUGGGAUCGAUGUUCAGCCAUGCAGGCGACCUGGCUGGUCAGAAGAUGCAUGAACAUGCGCCUUCAAAAGCUGCGACGCUCAAGGCGCCCAAGAUCGACUUGACGCUCUUCCCAGAGGAACAGCCUGACUACCUUCAUGAGGAUCUUGACCAGCAUGAGAACCCUGCUCACCCCGAAAACGUCAUGGAUGUUGUCGAAAUCCCUUACCAAAACCUUGAACAGAGCUCCGCCACCGGUCUCUCUGGUCCCUCGGCUCAAGCACCUAGGGGUACCAAUGCUGCGACGCUCAAGGCUCCCAAGAUCGACUUGACACUCUUCCCAGAGGAGCAACCUGACUACCUUCAUGAGGAUCUUGACCAGCAUGAGAACCCUCCUCGACCUGAGAAUGUGAUGGAUAUCGUCGAAAUCCCUUACCAAAACCUUGGACAGAGAUCUGUCACCGGUCUCUCUGGUCCCUCGACUGCGACUCAAGCGCCCAGGGGCACCAAUGCUGCGACACUCAAGGCGCCCAAGAUUGACUUGACACUCUUCCCAGAGGAACAGCCUGACUACCUUCACGAGAACCGUAUCGAACAUGAGAACCCUCCCCGACCUCAAAAUGUCAUGGAUAUUGUCGAGAUCCCUUACCAAAACCUUGAGCAGCAGAGAUCUGCCACCGGUCUCUCUGGUCCCUCGACUGUGACUCAAGCGCCUAGGGGCACCAAUGCUGCGACACUCAAGGCGCCCAAGAUUGACUUGACACUCUUCCCAGAGGAGCAACCUGACUACCUUCAUGAGGAUCUUGACCAGCAUGAGAACCCUCCUCGACCUCAGGAUGUGAUGGAUAUCGUCGAGAUCCCCUAUCAAAAUCUUGAGCAGCAGAGAUCUGCCACCGGUCUCUCUGGUCCCUCGACUGUGACUCAAGCACCUAGGGGCACCAAUGCUGCGACACUCAAGGCGCCCAAGAUCGACUUGACACUCUUCCCAGAGGAGCAGCCCGACUAUCUCCAUGAGGAUCUUGACCAGCAUGAGAACCCUGCUCGCCCCGAAAACGUCAUGGAUAUCGUCGAGAUCCCCUAUCAACAGCUCGAACAGCAUCCUACCACGAAUCUUCCUGAGACCUCCGCCAGGACUCAAGCACCCAGAGGUGUUAUCGCGCCAACGGUCCUGGACCUUCACAACCACCAGCACGAGUCUCCGAUGAUGCAGAGUCGCGCUGAGCAUCUCUCCUCGUCCAUGCCAAACACCCUUCUUCAGAGGGGUCAUUCGACUGCAGCAGCGCUCAAGCGCCCAAAGAUCAACUUGUUCCUCUACCCCGAAGAGCAACCUGAUUACCCUCGUGGAGGAGACACUCACGACAGUCCCGACCGCCGAAUCCAACUGGAUAACUAUCCCGUCCGGAUCAAAGAGAUGUAUUAUGAGUCAGAGCACCCGUAUCCGCAUCACGAUCUGCACCCGACCAUCGUGGAAUCCGCGGCUGCAGCUGUGGGUCAUGGACUGGAGAGCAUCAGGUCGUUGCUGGAAGGCAUUCAUGUCCCCACGCAUGAGGGCGAAGAUACGACUGCGACGCCUGCUCCCACGAUGGAGAGCGAGCACGGGAAGAGGGGGAUGCCAACCAGGUCUGUGGAGAUUAGGUCAUUCAAUGUCCCGGUGACUUAUAGUGUAUCUACCCAUCCAUAUGGUAUGAGAGUGCCCACCACAACCGAGUCCCAUCCUCAGGACCGUAGCGUCCAUCCCGAGACAAUGAAGGCGCCGCACGCGUCCCCACCGGUGGUACCAGUUUACGUCGAUUCUGCCCAUCGAGUGUCUCCACCGCACCCCAUCGGUACCGGUAACUUGUUGCCGAUGGAGGAGAAGUUACUCGAGGCCAAGAAGUUCGUCCCUGGCGAGCACCACCGCCGCGGCAUGAUCAUCCAUAGCACUGCUGAGGAAGAUUUUAUGGAUGGAUCUCAUCACCCCGAUUCCUCGACGAUGCCCAACAGAGCCAGGUGUAAGAGCAACCCGUCCAUCAUCAUCGCCAGGAAAUCAGAGCCCCUCUCGGUCCUGCCCCAGACGGACAAUCCGUUCAAGGCCGUCACCAUCACCACCGCUCCUGGUCAUGCCUUGAGACAUAGUUCUGAUCUUUCCGCUCCCACUACCGGUAUCGAUACCACAUCUCCGUGGUCUGGAUCUCCUUACCAACCACAGCAGCAGCAGCCGCAGCAGCAGCCGAAGGAGCCCAAGAUCCCGAUCGCGCAGCCCCCAGCUUCGUGGGUGGCGAGCAGCUCUACCCCUGCAAAGGCCCCUAUCGGUCAGAUGCCGUCCAUGCAAACCACUAGUCCCUUCACUGGAGUUCCUGGUGUUAUGGCGGCCCCUUCUGCUCCCACGAUGUCAUUGCAUGACAGUUUCCCGGCGACAGAGCCGACGGCUGCCCAUGGCGUUGCAGCCCUGAUGGCUGCGCAGGCGAUGACCGAGAAGCCUGAAGAUGUGCUGAUCAUGGAGAGUGAGUCCCACCCCACGGUCGAGCCGCAUUCAAUUCACCCCUAUGAGCUCCCGGAGCAGCAACAGCAAGAUCAGCCCCCCCAACAGCAGCAACGUCAGCUUCCAGAGCAGCAACAGCAGCAGUAUGAACUCUCGCAGAAGCAACAGCAGCAGUAUGAACUCUCGCAGAAGCAACAGCAGCUGCAUCAGCUUCUGGGGCAGCAACAGCAUCAGCUUCCAGAGCAGCAACAGCAUCAGCUUCCGGAGCAACAACAGCAAGAUCAGCUCCCCCAACAGCAGCAACAUCAGCGUCCGGAACAGCAACAGCAGCAGUAUGAACUCUCGCAGAAGCAACAGCAGCUGCAUCAGCUUCUGGGGCAGCAACAGCAUCAGCUUCCAGAGCAGCAACAGCAUCAGCUUCCGGAGCAACAACAGCAAGAUCAGCUCCCCCAACAGCAGCAACAUCAGCGUCCGGAACAGCAACAGCAGCAGUAUGAACUCUCGCAGAAGCAACAGCAGCUGCAUCAGCUUCUGGGGCAGCAACAGCAUCAGCUUCCGGAGCAGCAGCAGUAUGAGCUCCCGCAACAGCAGCGACACGAUGCAAGCUCUGGGCACCAUCACGGUGUUGGUCACCAACAUCCCCACCACCAUGACGUAGAUGCUGCCACACAUCAAGAUAUCGAGCAUCAGCAUACGCUCCGCAACGUCGCUUUGCCGACCGCGACCGAGACAUUGGCUUCCGCCGCCUCGUUCGACCCGGUCGCGAACGCGAACGCAGACCGAACGUACCAUCAGGCCCCGGAACCAUUCCGAUCUGAAUUGGACAUGCGAGACCUGGACGCGCGCCGGGAGCAGGAGAGGGGACGUAGUACGAGUAUGCCCGAGAAUACCGGGGGGAUGGAACCGGUGAGGGCGCAGAGGAUGUCGCCCGCACAGGUCUAUGCGGCGGCGCAUCGUCCGCAGUGGACGGUGAUGGAGGAAGAUCCGAGCGAGAGCUAUGGUGACGAUGACGGCGGUAGGGCCGGUGAGUCGACGCUGGGUGGUGAUCUGAAGCAGCAUGGAAUGAAUGAGCGAACUACAGAGACCCAAGCGCCAGUGCAGCCGCCCCGUCCUGAGGCGACGACCUCGAGUCCUGCUACGAACGACACACCUCUUGCCACAGAAUCAAUUCCGCAUCAACAUUCGCUGCUCCACGACCAGAACUACUCUCAAGGUGUUGAACCUGCAGCCCCCGUCCACGAUGACCAGGAUUCGACACCCAUAGCUAGAGCAAACCCCUCAUUAAGUUUGCACCCGAGGAUCGAAGACUCUCUCGGCACCCAACCUUCGUCCUCAGCCCCCCUCACGAGGGAGCAGAAUGUACCUACAGGCUACGAAGGAUCGUUGCCGAAAGCGGAGGAUGAGGAACGCCUGAUGUGGUUCAAGCACGUGCGCACGGACGAAGAGCGGGAACGGGAGCGGGAGCGGGAACGUACCGGUGGGGCCGAGUCGGGGCAGGACCAGGACCAGGAUCAGGACCAGGAGCGGGAGCCGUUGUAUGAACAGAUGACGCCGACGACGUCGGACAGUGAGAGGAGGGAGAGGGAUGGGUCGGUGUGGCGUCGGUUCACGGCCCGACUCGGACAUGGACACCGUGCGGGGAGGAGACCUUCGAUCUGAGGAGGACACUGUCAUUUGUUUUGCAGAAGAAGAAUGUUGUUACUGGGAAGGGUGAUAUGAAAUAACCUAUCUGUGAUUUUCUAUUCCAAGCUGAGAGAGAGAGAAAGAAAAAACAAAAAAAAAAAGAGAUAGCACACACCAUUGGCAAUAAAAAAAAGAAAAAAAAAAAAACAGAAAAUGCU